Messenger RNA from Funneliformis caledonium, 456 nucleotides. Lineage: Eukaryota; Fungi; Glomeromycota; Glomeromycetes; Glomerales; Glomeraceae. The record is from the annotation of a GenBank genome assembly.
AUGUCUUCUCAACAAAAAUUGAACCAAUCUGAUUCAACUUUUGGUAAAUGUAAUGAUUGUGGAAAGCUCUACAGAUAUCAUCAUUGUUUACAAAGCGGUAGUUUAGCGGAUUGUUUUGGAAUAUCUAAAGAUCCUACUUCGAAUUACAUGUUUGUUAUGAGAUAUUACAAGAACAAAGAUUUACAUUCUUAUCUAGAGGAAGUACAUGGAAUACUUUCUUGGAGAGAUAUUGUUGAGAUGCUUUGGGAAAUAAGAAGUUGGGUAAUUUCUAUCUGUGAUGAUCCAAAUCCGUCGGAAAUAUCUCAUCAAUUUGAUGUUGCUGAAGAGAAAAAAUUUUUAUAUUCGGAACAAAAUCAAUUUCAUCAGCAAAGCCAUCCGCAAGCUUUUUAUACGAGUAGACUCAUGUACUUUCCUGAAUUAAUUAAUAUGUUUAAUUCUAACUAUAGUGAUGAUUGA